Racocetra persica is the source of this 191-nucleotide messenger RNA. Lineage: Eukaryota; Fungi; Glomeromycota; Glomeromycetes; Diversisporales; Gigasporaceae. The record is from the annotation of a GenBank genome assembly.
AUGAGUAGACAAGAACAACAAGAAAGUGAAGAAUCAUUAGAUUCUUAUAAACGAAUAGUUAUAUAUGAAGAUAGAUUUGACAGAAGUAUUAGAGAAACUAUUUCUGUAGAAAAAUAUGAACAAGAAAUUAAUCAAGAAAGAAACGAAAGAGAACCCACUUCUGUUAAAUUAAUAAAACAAUUGAUUACUGA